CCAAAAGAAGAAGGAAGCUGUUCACCAGUCUCGAGUUCUGAUAUUUCCGACAGCACCUGAAGGACACAGCCUCAGGCACCAGCAGAAGGUCGGAUCCAUCCUGCAGCUGCUACGCCGGACCUCCAUCACUUCUCCUAACCGGGAAUCAGCCACCAUCAGCGGGAUAUGGCGUCGCGGAGGUUCUUCGUGGGAGGAAACUGGAAGAUGAACGGGAUCAAGGAGAGUCUGGAGGAGCUGAUCACCACCCUGAACACCGCCAGCCUGCACGACCAGACCGAGGUGGUGUGCGGCGCUCCCUCCAUCUACCUGGACUUCGCUCGGUCCCGUCUGGAUCCAAAGAUCGGUGUCGCGGCCCAGAACUGUUACAAGGUGGCCAAGGGAGCUUUCACAGGGGAGAUCAGCCCGGCCAUGAUUAAGGACUGCGGGGUCGACUGGGUGAUCCUGGGACACUCCGAGCGCCGCCAUGUGUUCGGAGAAAGCGAUGAGCUGAUUGGCCAGAAGGUGGCUCAUGCUCUGGAGAGCGAUCUCGGGGUGAUCGCCUGCAUCGGGGAGAAGCUCGACGAGCGCGAGGCAGGCACCACAGAAGAAGUCGUCUACGCUCAGACGCAGGUCAUCGCAGAGAAUGUGAAGGACUGGGGGAAAGUGGUGCUGGCUUAUGAACCUGUGUGGGCCAUCGGCACAGGCAAGACGGCUACACCUGAACAGGCUCAGGAGGUCCAUGAGAAGCUGAGGGCGUGGCUCAGAGCCAACGUGUCAGACGACGUAGCCGACUCUGUUCGCAUCAUCUACGGAGGCUCAGUGACAGGAGCUAACUGCAAAGAGCUGGCGUCUCAGGGCGACGUGGACGGCUUCCUGGUGGGCGGAGCCUCUCUGAAACCGGAAUUCGUCGACAUCAUCAACGCGCGCGCGUAACGGACGCUCGGACGUCUCCGCCGCGACCGAUGAACAACACCUUUAGAUCUCGUCACGUGUCACUAUGUGUCGGCAAACUGGGCU
Molecule: messenger RNA, 996 nt
Organism: Thunnus maccoyii (southern bluefin tuna)
Lineage: Eukaryota; Metazoa; Chordata; Actinopteri; Scombriformes; Scombridae
Gene: tpi1a
Product: triosephosphate isomerase 1a
Exons: 7
Coding region: 166-912 (248 amino acids)
Biological process (GO): glyceraldehyde-3-phosphate biosynthetic process; glycerol catabolic process; gluconeogenesis
Cellular component (GO): cytosol
Molecular function (GO): triose-phosphate isomerase activity
Source: RefSeq, a predicted model, not a curated record